Molecule: messenger RNA, 639 nt
Organism: Triticum aestivum (bread wheat)
Lineage: Eukaryota; Viridiplantae; Streptophyta; Magnoliopsida; Poales; Poaceae
Product: paired amphipathic helix protein Sin3-like 4
Exons: 3
Coding region: 67-639 (190 amino acids)
Biological process (GO): negative regulation of transcription by RNA polymerase II
Cellular component (GO): histone deacetylase complex; chromatin
Molecular function (GO): transcription corepressor activity
Source: RefSeq, a predicted model, not a curated record
GUAGUCCAAGUCAAGCUGGGCAGAAUCAAGAGGAGAAGAAGAGUAAGAAGCUAGUUAGCUGCUUCAAUGGCGCCGGCGGACAGUCACGGGGAGUUUCUGGAAUUGGAGGACGCCUUGAGGUACAUGAAGAUGGUGAAGAACCGGCACCCGGCGACGUACAGCGAGUUCCUCCGCGUCAUGGUUGAUUACAAGAGGGGCAGGAUCGGCGUCGCCGAGGUGGCGUCGACGGUGGCGGCGCUGUUCCGGGACACCCCCUACCUCAUCGCCGGCUUCAACGCCUUCUUGCCCAAGCGCCACCGGAUCCGUCUAUCAGACGAACAGGCCGCGGGUUUAGAGAAGCCGACGACCUUCGUGAAGGCGGUGAUGAACACGAACCCGGCCACCUACCGCGAGUUUCUCCGCAUCAUAUUCGACGAAUACGGGAGGGACGGGAUCGCCAUCGGCAUCACAGAGGUGGCGUCGAGGGUGGGAGCCCUGUUCCGGGAUAGCCCGGACCUCAUCGCCGGCUUCAACGCCAUACUGCCGAGAGAGCACAAGAUCGAGGUCGUCGGUGGGGUGGAUGAGCAUGAGCUUGCCGCUCGUUUCGUGAGAGAAGUGAGCCUAGAUGACCACAAUGACGAUAAGAUCCACGAUGGAUAA